Molecule: messenger RNA, 1768 nt
Organism: Fusarium oxysporum Fo47
Lineage: Eukaryota; Fungi; Ascomycota; Sordariomycetes; Hypocreales; Nectriaceae
Exons: 2
Coding region: 1-1764 (587 amino acids)
Source: RefSeq, a predicted model, not a curated record
AUGGCGGAUCUCCUUUUCCAGACGUUUCCUGCUCUUUCUCAUAGCGCGCAAACACCACAAGCCAUUAUCUUGCGAGGCAAUUACACAUAUGAUGAUACCGCAAGCCAUGUUCCUCAAUUACUACGACGCAGUGUCCCUGUCGCGAUGAAGCAAGACGGCAAACUCCACCUCUAUAAGAACGAAGAAGGGUUCCUCUAUGACAAAAGCCCUACUGGAGGAUGGGGGUCAACUUUCUUUAUCCGGAAUGGUGUUCACUUGCAUGAGAGGGUUUAUGAACAUGAGAAGAGUAUCAAGUCAACGGGAGGAUACUCCCCUCACUAUAGCAUCGCACGCCAAUCCCGACCCGAUGACCGACAAACAUUUUUGCUUUGUUUCUGGAGCCUUGAUAAUAGGGUUAGUCAACCUGUAAUGGAUAUGGCAGAACAAACAAUGAUUUCGAUGUUCAACACCUAUCACGCAUGGAUUGCAAGCUCCUCCUCAAACUUUGGCUAUAAGCCAGAAUAUCUAGCCGUGCAUAACCAAUGCAGGUAUUUGCAGUCAGUUGCAAAGAGGACGCGAGAUAUCACAGGGUGGCAACAUCACCUUGAUGCUGAUACCCGUGGCUGCAACGUCAUGAACCCGCUAUGGUUCUAUCACUCUCUUAAGACUAUAAACUGUUUCAGAAUGUCCAACCUUGAUCCAACGGUCCGCACGUACACGACAUACAGGAUGGCUUGCAAGUUCAACAAACAAGACGGCAACCGACACUCAACGUGUUUCUGGUACAACGAUGAAGCUGGAAAAUCUCAUUCUAUUACUUUCACUUUCCCCAAAGAAUGCUUCCAGCUCUUUUUUCCUAAGUCUGGACAUAUAGUCUUCGAGAUCAUGGAUGAUCACCGCCCACAUCCAGCCGCUUGGUUUGGCUGUCCAAGUGUUGGGAAAUUUGAGAACUUUGAGCUACCAUCUUGCUUGGGUAUUCGCAUUGAGUGGUUAGACGAACCCUUGCGUCAAUGGCUGACGGUACCAAUCACCAACACCUCUGGGAAGACAGACCCCAUGCUGAGAUGGACUAAAGCACUCACUAUCAUCCAGCUCUUGGAAGGGAUCACCUGGUCAGGUCCACUGAAUGGUCUCCAAAACUCCAUUGACUUUGGCGGCAUGCAAGUGGCAGUACUCAAGAUAGACCAUUUACAGCAAAAGUGCCAAUGGCUUCCACGCCAGAGAAAGACUCUCCAAGCUCCUGUUGAAGCAUCCUGGGAUCAAAACUUCAAACGGAUGGCGAAGGAAUUCGGCAAAGGCGCGACGGUUAUCUGUAGUGAACCACCCGCUCGUGGUGACGACUUCUGGAAAACCUCGGCAACUGAAAAUCCUAACACUCGCACUAAGAUGCGAUGUGAUUUCUGCAACUAUGGUACAAAAAACCAACAGAACCGCACCCCAUGCGAAAGAGAUCCAGAACGCGCUGACAUAUGGGUAUGCAAACGGUGUUCCGAGAUGAACCGUCCAUGUACGUUCACUCCUAUAACUAUAUCGAAGGAGCUUUGGGGUUUUGAUGAGCCCUUUCUCAAUCCCGCUGGCUGGUCGAAGUAUCCAACUGGGCCACAUCGCAAACUUGCAUUUCACCAAGCUAUCCCGCUUGAGAAGCAGAUCACGCUCACUGCAAUACCAGAGCCAUUCGGUGUGACACCAGAAACAACCGCGUUAGAAGUAGAGCGCGAUGAGGAGGCAGGAUUGAGCUAUGAGGUUGAGGAUAUUGAUGAUGAUGAUGAUGAUGAUGAUGAAUAAAAGG